AUGGAGGGACCGCACGGCAGCUGCCUCAUCCUCCUCCUCCUCUGCCUGCUCCCACCACUGGGCAUCCCAAGCCCACCGCCGCCGCCGGAGGAACCUCGGGAGCUGCUGCCGCCACCGUCCAGCACCGCUGACCCCACCGCCCACCUGCUGCGCGGCCACCCCUCGGCCCCGGUGAGGCCCUACAGCCUCUCGCUCUCCCCCAAGGAUUAUCGCUACUCUCCCAAGCCCCGGCACCUGCGACCCGGGCGGCUGCGCCGGCUCCUGGGCUCGGCCUUCGACCCCUUCUGGAUGGCGACCGAGGAGCCCCGGGGCCGCAACGGCAGCGCCCUCGAGGAGAACCUGGAGUCCAUGAGCAGGGAUCUGGCCGAGGGCGCCGGGCGGUACCACCGCCAGCUGUGGCGAGAGGCGGAGGGGCUGGAGCUGCCCGCCCUGCUGCCCGCCGCCUCAGGGCUGCCCCCGGAGCUGCCGGCGGCCCUGGCCCGCCGCCUGCGGCAGUGGCUGGUGGAAAGGGCCACCUGCCGCCUCACCUCCGCCUGGGUCGAUCUGGGACCCGUCUUCUGGCCCCGCUGGGUGCGCCACACCACGUGCGAGAGCGGCGGCCCCGGCUGCUCCUGGCCCCCCGGCAUGUCCUGCCGCCCCGCGCAGCUCACCCGCAUCAAGCUGCUGGCCUGGCACUGCUGGACCCCCCAGCAGCCGGGGCCCCAAAACUGCGCCUGGCGCCAGGUCCCCUACCCCGUCGUGGCCGCCUGCAAGUGCUCCUGCCGCUGAGGGGGCUGCGGSGCUACAGAGGCACCAACUGGUCCCCGUUCUGGCAGCCGAAACGCCUGAAAAGGCAAGCGUCUGCCUGCACUUAAGCCUCGGAACAGGGAGAAAAUCCCCUUACGGAAAUAAACCUCCA
Malurus melanocephalus (red-backed fairy wren) is the source of this 898-nucleotide messenger RNA. RefSeq names its product noggin-like. NCBI's taxonomy places the organism in Eukaryota, Metazoa, Chordata, Aves, Passeriformes, Maluridae. Gene Ontology annotation, biological process: negative regulation of cell differentiation; osteoblast differentiation; negative regulation of BMP signaling pathway. The coding region runs from base 1 to 768 and encodes 255 amino acids. The transcript has a single exon. The record is from RefSeq and is a predicted model, not a curated record.